Solanum pennellii is the source of this 1199-nucleotide messenger RNA. Its product is annotated as psbP domain-containing protein 3, chloroplastic. Gene Ontology annotation, biological process: photosynthesis. The record is from RefSeq and is a predicted model, not a curated record. The transcript is spliced from 10 exons. Gene Ontology annotation, cellular component: photosystem II oxygen evolving complex; extrinsic component of membrane; photosystem II. Gene Ontology annotation, molecular function: calcium ion binding. Bases 92 to 880 code for a protein of 262 amino acids. NCBI's taxonomy places the organism in Eukaryota, Viridiplantae, Streptophyta, Magnoliopsida, Solanales, Solanaceae.
AUUUGAUGAAAAUAGCAGAAAACUGGUUGGCUGUGAAUUGGAUACACCAAUAUCUCUGCUUCUUCAAAGAAAACAAAAAAAUAAAACAGAAAUGGUGACUCUUUCAUCUUCAUCUUCAUCUUCAUCUCCAUGUUUGAAUCAUUACCAGUAUCAAGCUAUUCUUCGCUCGCCACGUGUCCCUUUAAUUUCCUCUGAACUUCUUAAAGUUCCCAAGAAAAAUGGAAACUCACUUAUUUUCUGCUGCAACAACACUGUGCCUGAUUCAAGAACAGGCGAGCAAGUUAAAGGAGAAUGCGUAACCAAGAGAAGAGAGCUCCUCCUACAGGCUGGCUCUGUUGCAUUUUCUCUGUCCGCCUUUACAUCGAUUGCAUUGGCAGAGAAAGAUGUCCCGGAGGAGUUUCGUGUUUAUUCAGAUGAUGUCAACAAGUUUAAGAUCAUGAUACCUAGUGAUUGGCAAAUAGGCGCGGGAGAAGGUGAUGGAGUAAGGUCACUCUUAGCUUUCUAUCCUCCAGAAGCUUCUAACUCAAAUGUCAGCAUAGUAAUCACAAGCCUUGGUGCUGAUUUCACCAAGUUGGAAUCUUUCGGGAAAGUUGAUGCUUUUGCUGAGAAUCUGGUCAGCGGAUUUGAUAGAAGCUGGCAAAGGCCUCCGGGAGUGAAAGCAAAACUCAUAGAUAGCAAAGCUUCUAAAGGGUUGUAUUACAUCGAGUACACUCUCCAAAAUCCCGGUGAAAGUCUCAGACAUCUAUUUUCAGUGCUUGGGAUAGCAAACAAUGGGAUUUACAACAGACUGUAUACUCUCACUGGACAGUUUGUAGACGAGGAGGCAGAGAAAUAUGGUGCCAAAAUACAGAAGGCUGUUUCUUCUUUCAGAUUAAUAUGAUGACAUGAACAGAGAGCGCAAUAUCGCAAAUUUUGGCUUGAGCUUCUGGUUUUUCUCGUUUGGUGAAUGGUAAACAUAAUUGAGAGCGCGAUAUCACAGAUUCAAGUUCUGGUUAAGGUAUAUUAUGACGACUCGAGAAAAAACUGGAGUUGUAAGUAUGAACUAGCAACUUGAUCAAUGUUAGAGUUAGUAUUUGCAUAUAUCGUUAUAUACCAAAACUGUAUGGAUUUUUUGAUAAAAAUAUGACCUUAGUGCAAAUAAUUUGACGCUCAAGUUUUGAUUAUAUAUUUGUACUCUACUCAGGACCUUAAAUCGGUUA